Molecule: messenger RNA, 474 nt
Organism: Penicillium macrosclerotiorum
Lineage: Eukaryota; Fungi; Ascomycota; Eurotiomycetes; Eurotiales; Aspergillaceae
Product: ubiquitin-conjugating enzyme E2
Exons: 4
Coding region: 1-474 (157 amino acids)
Source: RefSeq, a predicted model, not a curated record
AUGUUCGCCAAUAGACGUUUAGGCAAGGAACUCAUCAAGCUGCAAGAGCACGUUCCACCAGGAAUCUCCAUUGCCAAGUCGGACAAUCUCGAGGAAUGGCAGAUGGAUAUCAAAGUCCUUGAUGACAAUCCAAUAUACAAAGACCAGACCUAUCGACUGAAGUUUACUUUCGGGAGUAAAUAUCCAAUUGAACCUCCCGAGGUCCAGUUCAUCGAGUGCCCUUCUUCCUCCGACACACCCCGUCCAAUCCCUAUGCAUCCUCAUAUCUACAGCAACGGUAUCAUUUGUCUUGACCUGUUAAGCUCCUCGGGGUGGUCUCCAGUGCAGACCGUGGAGAGCGUCUGCAUGAGCAUCCAGAGUAUGCUGACCGCAAACUCUCGAGAUGAGCGCCCACCCGGCGACAGCGAGUUUGUUGCAUAUAAUCGUCGCCGAAUCCGAGAUAUCCCGUUCGUCUACGAGGAUGAUAAUGUAUGA